This is a messenger RNA of Arachis ipaensis, 681 nucleotides long. RefSeq names its product histone H4. The record is from RefSeq and is a predicted model, not a curated record. Gene Ontology annotation, molecular function: protein heterodimerization activity; structural constituent of chromatin; DNA binding. Gene Ontology annotation, cellular component: nucleosome. Lineage: Eukaryota; Viridiplantae; Streptophyta; Magnoliopsida; Fabales; Fabaceae.
CACCACUUAUCAAACCAUCAGUUUUUAUUCAAAACCCUAACCCUAAUUCCCAAAUCACACUUUGGAAUUCUAAGAAAAUCCUUCAAAUUUCCCCGAGAAAAUGUCAGGUCGCGGAAAGGGUGGCAAGGGAUUAGGAAAAGGAGGAGCCAAGAGGCAUCGUAAGGUUCUCCGCGAUAACAUUCAGGGAAUCACGAAGCCUGCGAUUCGGAGGCUGGCAAGAAGAGGUGGCGUGAAACGAAUCAGUGGUUUGAUCUAUGAAGAGACUCGUGGUGUUCUUAAGAUCUUUCUGGAGAACGUGAUUCGUGAUGCGGUGACAUACACGGAGCACGCAAGGAGGAAGACCGUGACGGCCAUGGAUGUUGUUUAUGCUCUGAAGAGGCAGGGAAGGACCCUCUAUGGGUUUGGAGGCUGAGGCUUCCAAAGUUUGGAUUUUGGAAAGGUUGGUAGAUAUCGGAAGGAUUUUGGAAAUUGGGCAUGUGAUAGACUUGUGUUUUUAAGAAAAAAUUGGAAGAGAAUUUGUAUUUUGGUUUGUAUUUUAUUUUGGUCUGGUGAAAAAUUUGUAGUUUGUAUUGAAUAGUUCAAGUCUACUUGAAUUAAAUUUCUUUCCUAUAGUUUUAGCUGUUUAUUGUUCAUAUGUGCUUUCCAUGUUUCUAAUGCAGUAGCUACCACUAGUUUGUUCAA